UCCUGUGCUUUGUUAUAGUGGUGUCAACAUGAAAGCCUCUAUUCGGUCAGCAGGAUCCUCAAAAAUCAUUAUCUUACCAAAGCUUAAAGUUUCCAAUGAAACAGUACCUGCUAAUGUAUCAGGAAAAAGUUUGUGGACCAGACCUGCUGGUUAUUACUACAAAGAUGCAUGGCAGGCUCUAGAUGGCACCAAGGUUCAUCAGUUCAAAAAUGCCAAAGCAAUAACUCAGUGCCUGAAAGGAAAGGAGGUCCACAUGUAUGGAGACUCCACCAUCAGACAGUGGUUUGAAUAUUUAAUUGCAAAAGUACCAGAUCUUAAGAAGUUUGACCAGAAAAAACCUCCAAAAACAGGACCCUUUCUGGCCUUGGAUUAUACAAACAACAUCUUAGUGACAUGCCGCUCCCAUGGUCCUCCCCUCCGUUCUCCUCUGAUGCUUGUCAGUCAAUUACACUUAGUUGCCAAUGAACUGGACAGCGUGGAUGGAGGCAACAACACUGUUGUAAUAAUUGGUGUCUAGGCUCACUUCAGCUCUUUUCCUGUUGAGGUCUACAUCCGACGUCUGCUGAGUAUAAGGAGAGCAGUCGUGCGGUUGUUGACCAGAGCUCCAGGUACCCUGGUAAUCAUUAGGACUGCUAAUCCUAAAAGGAUUACACUAGAGGAGUCAGUUACCACUGAUGAUUACUAUUUAUUACAGCGUGACAAGAUACUCAGGACAAUUUUUCAAAAAGUCAAUGUCCGACGGCUGGAUGCCUGGGAGAUGACCCAGGCCCACUACCUCCCACACAAUGUCCAUCCACCGCCUCCUAUAAUUAAAAACAUGAUCGAUGUUGUUUUGUCCUAUGUAUGCUUUCCCAAAACUGAAACUUGAAAUCAAAGUAAUAGAAAACUUUGUUAUCUGGUUAUUAGGGUAACUAUUGGUGAUUGACAACUCUUCCAGGUUGAUGUAAAACAAAUCAAAAAGUACACAGGUUGGAGUGAAUAAUUAACAAAAUUAGGAUUGGGUUAAGUGAAUUCAACAAUAUAGUCACACUUAAUAGAAAAUCCGGUACAAUAAGAUGUCUUGAAAGUCAUAGGGAAACGGCCGUUCCAAUUGUUGCAUUUUAAGAAUUCUCGCUAUUGGUGCACGACUUUACACGAGUGAAUAAAGUGAAUGUGAUUGGUCGAUUAUCAGGGGGCGGGAUUGUUGUGGCGGAAGGUUCGCAAGCAAGUUUGACUGUAGCCGGUUUGUCGGAAGCAUCUUGCUAACCAGUUAGCAACUUAGUGCUAGUAGGUUCCCAAUGGGAAAUUACAUUGGGACCAAGUAGCGCUAAAUUGGUGAUUUAGAAACAACACUAUCAAGGAACGCUAUGGACAGCUGAAACAUGCAAGAGGAGAGUUUAGUGUUGGAGGUCAUGGAUGAGUCUCCUCCGG
Molecule: messenger RNA, 1410 nt
Organism: Cyprinodon tularosa
Lineage: Eukaryota; Metazoa; Chordata; Actinopteri; Cyprinodontiformes; Cyprinodontidae
Product: NXPE family member 3-like
Exons: 4
Coding region: 29-517 (162 amino acids)
Source: RefSeq, a predicted model, not a curated record